CUGCCCUCAGAGGGCCAAGUUCAAGCCAAACGUGAGGCAGUGCGUCACUUCGAGAAGCACUGGCUGGCUCCAGAAGACAACGACGAACAGCUGCUGGCUCUUCACUCGUGGGUGACGUCUGCAUUUUCAACACCGACUGUCAAAGAGGGAUGUUCUGCUCCAGUGGAAAUUGUCAAUGCCUGUCAGAUUUUGUCGCUGUUGAAGAUCAAAAAGUCUUCCCCAGAGAUUAAUCCUGGUGAGGCCGGGUGUGUGGAUUCGAAACAGUGCGAUGCCGUGUGGCCAGAUGCUGUGUGCUCCGUCUCCGGGGCCUGCGAAUGUCCGUCACCCACAGUUCCGAGUCGUACAAGGUUUGUUGUUCAUUACAAAGGAUCAGCUGGAACGCUUGCCUGCGCUACACAGCAGUUCAUCGUGGAGGGGGUCCAGGUGAAAACGGAUGAGAUGCAGAUAACCAGUCAGCAACUGGGCACAGGAAGGAAUCCCUCUCCUUCCACUACAAGGGAUGUUAUGAGGACGAAUGUGACAAGAAGCGAAGACAGAACGCAUCGGCAAAUACCAUCACCAGUGCCAGCACAAGCAUCAAGUCCCUUGAGACUAACACCGGCG
Cooperia oncophora is the source of this 603-nucleotide messenger RNA. NCBI's taxonomy places the organism in Eukaryota, Metazoa, Nematoda, Chromadorea, Rhabditida, Trichostrongylidae. The record is from the annotation of a GenBank genome assembly.